Stylophora pistillata is the source of this 1084-nucleotide messenger RNA. RefSeq lists its product as uncharacterized. The record is from RefSeq and is a predicted model, not a curated record. Lineage: Eukaryota; Metazoa; Cnidaria; Anthozoa; Scleractinia; Pocilloporidae.
GAUCGCACCCAGAUUUCUUUUAUAGAGGUCUACUUCAACUCUCUCGUCCACGAUUCAUGGCUACUCCGUUCCUUUUCGUCUCUGUCGCUCCCGUGCUGGUUCUUUUUAUGAUACCUACCGCUGUAUCUCUCCAGUGUUACGAAUGUAGCAACCUCCCAGAUGUUCUUGGUGGAACUAGCUGCAACCUCGACAAUGUGAAAAAGCUCACUUGCCCUCCGUUUUUCGAUAGAUGUAUGACGAUGAAGUAUGACAUGUCUAUCGGAAUUGGAGCAUCGCAAUCAGUCGAGCUUAGGAACUGUUCAUCCAGCCUAGCCUGUAAUCCCCAGUCGGACUUCAAUGCGUGCAAACUGCUCGGUGACGUCGGGGUUUUCUUCAACUGCACAAUGGACUGUUGCCAAGGCGAGCUGUGUAAUACUGGAAGAUCCACUACAAAACCAUCUACUGUUGGGGAGGCCUCAACUACAAAAGACUUCCAGUCCUCUGCACCGUCUAGCGCAGUAAAGGGACCAGCAUUGAGCCUUGUAAACAUGUUAUCUGCCUUAGUUCUGUCAAAGAUCGUGGGAUUUAACUAAGACCAGCUAUGUAUAGCUCUAUAAUAUCAUAGCUUUCGCGAUUGAAAAGCUGGCUUCUUUGAGAAAACUACUGUCCGCUGUUUGUUACCCAUGCUAAUUUUAUUACUAGCAUCCAGUAUGACUGAUUUAAUCCAAAGUUCAAUCCUGCACUACUUUGAAUAAAAGAUUUUGUUAACAAAUUUGUUUCUCAAUAAUAUAUGCUAGAGCCAGAAGCAAUACUUGAGUCUUAAAAACUUCAUCCCAAAAUGCGUUAAAAUUAAUGCUUAAUCAGUCUAUGAGAAAUGAACCAAGCUAACUGUGUUACGAAAUAGGCUACAUUCCCAGAUUGUGCCUAAAAAAAUUCAGCUGAUGAAGUCAACAAUUGCAAAUGCACCUUUCUCUAUCACUUCCAUAACUUUGUAUAUCUUUACCCUAACAUGGCUGCUGAUUGGAAGGUGUAAUAAAAACAUGUACUGCUGACUAUUUGACACUUUCCAAUCCUGGUGAAAGGAACUCAUGAUGACUCACGCUAC